AUGAUUCCUGUUUUACGUUCGAUUGAUAGUCUUCUUAAUCGUUUUGAUGAGUUAUCACAACGUCAUACGACUUUGGUAUCUAAUUUUGAUAAAAAUUUUACUAAUAUUGAAAAUCCAUUACGAGAUGUUACACGUAACGAAGAAGAACGAAAGAAAACAACUGAAAGUAUACUUAAAUCAACGAUGAAAAUAGAUGAUCAAAUCAAAUCAUAUGAAAAUUUAACACAAUUUAAUCGACAUAUAAUAAAAAGUCGAUGUCAUAAUCGACCACCAAGUUAUUCUUCAUACGAGAGUCCUUCAUUUAUUCUUCGUACUCCAUCGAGAGGUUCUUUAGAAUCAAUUUUAUCACCAUCUACAGAAAAAUUACCAUCAAUACAGACAACAACCAGAGCAAAUACGUCUCAAUCAGUUGCAACAACUCCAACUAAUAAUCAUAUUAAAAAAAACAUUCAAUUAACAACGAAGAUAAAACCAAAAGUUCCACCUGCUACACAAUGGCAUACACGUACUCCAAUAACAAUGUUUUCUAUGGAAACUGCUAAUCGACUUUCAAAACCUAGGAAAUAUUAUCAAACAACUAAUCCAAUAACACUAUCAAAACAUGUUUAUCGACGAUCAAUCCCAAAAUCACCUGAAAUAAAACGAACAAAUCCAAUAACAAUAAAAUUAAUUUCGAAAAAGCUUAAACCAGAGUAUAACUGUUCAAUAGAUAAAUCAAAAAACAUUUCUAUCAACAAUGAAUCUCGACCAGUUCGUUCUCUAACAUCACCAAAAACAAUACGUUUAGCUUUUCCUGUAAAAUUAGAAUUAAAUCCAUCUCCGAUUGUUGUUACACCAAAAGCAACAUCAACACAGAAAACACUUAAUAUUUUUACUAAUAGAAAAUCACUAAUUUCUUCCAAUCGAAUGAAAUAUUUAAUGACAUAA
Messenger RNA from Adineta steineri, 927 nucleotides. Lineage: Eukaryota; Metazoa; Rotifera; Eurotatoria; Adinetida; Adinetidae. The record is from the annotation of a GenBank genome assembly.